CCCAAUCGGUUUGGGCCCUUAUCACGCGGCGCUAUGCGGAAGUGACGCGGGGCACUCCAAAGAGUUCAGCAUCUGGGAGCAAAACAACAGCCAGCUUCAUUUGAGUUGCCAUCGGGUCUUCAAAGAAGCCUAAUUUGCACACGGCAAUAACAUCUACCAGAUUUGGUGGCCAUAAUGAAUCCAGUGUACAGCCCUGCACCAACAGGGGUUCCCUUCACCAAUUCCAAGGGUAUAGGCUAUCCAGCUGGCUUCCCUGUUGGCUACGCAGCAGCUGCCCCAGCAUACACUCCUAAUGUCUACCAAGGAGCAAAUCCAGCCUUCUCAAGUGGUUACGCCCCUGGGGCUCAAUUCAAAAUGUCCUGUUCCCCAAACACCGGGACUGUCCCGCCGUACUCAUCCUCCCCAAACCCCUACCAAGCUGCUGUAUACCCAGUGAGGAGCAGCUACCCCCAACAUAACCCUUAUGCACAGGCGCUGAUACCUUCACAACAGCAAGGUACUUACUUCACACAGCCACUGUAUGCGGCACCGCCUCACGUGAUCCAUCACACAACAGUGGUCCAGCCCAAUGGGAUGCCCGCGGCCAUGUAUGCCCCAUCCAUCCCUCCUCCCCGCAACAAUGGGGUUGCUAUGGGGAUGGUAGCCGGCACCACUAUGGCCAUGUCAGCUGGAACUCUGCUGUCGACUCCAUCACCAGCGCCCGCCGCUCUCGCCCCGCACCCCGUCACCGUGCCCACAUAUCGGCCUGCCGGCACGCAGAGCUACAGCUAUGUGCCCCCGCAGUGGUGAAGUCCAAGCAGAGUGAGGUGUAUGAUAUGCAUUCACACUCCACUCCAGUGUUUUUUGCUCGCGGCGGUGGACCAACUCUGCCAGCAUCUGCAACCAGUUUGUCUUCUUCCAGUAUAAUGUGAAUCUGAAACCAUGUAGGUCCAUUAGGACAGGGAGAUGGGUCAGGCCCGUCUAUCCUCGAGUCUUAAUGGAAUUAGGCUUCAUUCCACGCCGCACCCCUACAAGCCUGUUGCAUAUCUCACAUCCAACGGCCUAAACCUCCAUGCAAUUGUUUAUGCAGGCUGUCAUGCAGAAUUUUACAGUUUUAAGUAGCUUGUGGUGAAAUUGGAGCUCGGAGUAGUUUGUCCCCACCUAUUUUGGAGAUGCGUCUGAUGUUGAAUGCAUGUUCUGUAUGUUGAUAUGUCAAGUAACGCUAGCGCAAUCGACCUGCUGUGACCGAUGCAAACUCCUUCAAAAGGAACACAUCCAAAGGACGUUAAAAGUAAUAAAUCUCCGAUGCUGACUUCCCAGUCACCCCAUCUUAAAUGUGAAACAAGAUGAGAAGUGUUCAUGCAAAAAAAAAUAAAAAUAAUAAUAAUAAAAAAUAGCAAAGUUGCACCGUUAUGUGCAGAACCAGCUGUUCUGUUUUCACAGCUUUGUGUUUAAUUAAGAUGACCUUGUUGGUUUUAUCUUAUUUCUUUCAGUGAUGCAAUAUGUGCAUUGUGUUUUACCGUGAGCGUAUUUUAGGGAAAGAGUGGGAUUUUAGGCUCUGGCUGAGUGUUGUUCCAACUCCGGCUGAAGCAGUUUUUUGGUUUGUCCUUGAUAUCUUUUUGGUGAUGUUAGCGGGAAGAGAAUUGAUCUGUUUUAGCCAGGCCACCCAUUAAUAGAGUGGAUACGCAGGAACCAUCGUGUGUGUGUGGGUGCGUUUAAAUUGGAGACUAUAAGAAAUUGUGUCAUACACGUCAUUGAAUUGUCUCAAUUAUUUUGUUCUUAAAGGUCUUAAACACUACACCACUGCUAACUACUAAAGUUAAAGUAACCCAUUACUAUUAAAUUCCAUUUGUGAAUAGCACUACUGAUGGAAAGCACCAAGUAAUUCUAAGCCGUUUUUGACAUUACUUGCAGAUGCAGCGUCGGGCUGACUCCUCACUAUCAAUGUCUCAUACUGGCUUUACUUAAGAUGUCACCUCGGUCACCUGUGUUCAGUAAUCUGUUUUGUACAUGUUAUUUUGGUUCUUGUUUUGUAUUCUAAAGAAAUGAGCAAAAAUAAAAAGGAAUAUAAGACUAAA
Messenger RNA from Phyllopteryx taeniolatus (common seadragon), 2057 nucleotides. RefSeq names its product family with sequence similarity 168 member B (gene fam168b). The transcript is spliced from 7 exons. NCBI's taxonomy places the organism in Eukaryota, Metazoa, Chordata, Actinopteri, Syngnathiformes, Syngnathidae. The coding region runs from base 175 to 789 and encodes 204 amino acids. The record is from RefSeq and is a predicted model, not a curated record.